CUCCGAGCCAAUCAGCGGCCACGCGUCAGCGAGCGCGCGUCAAACAUGGCUGCGGUGGAGUCCGGAGACAGCGAGCAGCUCGAGGAGAGAGCGUCGGAGCGCGGAGGCGUCGAGGAUGAGCAGCGUCUGCGGGAGACAUUAGAAGCGUGCGGAGAAACAGCCGCGCGUCUGAAGGCGGAGAAUGAGGAGCUGAAGAGAAGGUUGAACACAUUAAGUCGUCCUGCGAGGAUGAAGAUACAAGAUCCCCAGAUCGAUGGGCCACUCUGUCAAAUUAAUUAUGGAAACAACAUCAUCUCCAGGCAGUGUCGGAAAGAGAUGGAGGACUUCAUCUGCUGUCUUGUCCAGAAGAGGCUAGAAGAGUGUAGAAGUGACCCGGAAGGCUCUGCUCUUCAUGUCAAGCCGCAGCAUUCAGGUUUCGUUAUGGAGGAGAGCUACAAAGUGAAGACCUCCAGUGACUCCACCCACGUGAAGAAUGCCUUCAGUGUGAUAGGGAGUGUUCUGUACUUCACCAGCUUCUGUGUUGAUAAACUCGGCCAGCCGCUGCUGAAUGAAAGCCCACAGCUGACCGACGGAUGGGAGGUCCCCAAAUAUCAGCAGAUCUUUGACCAGAUCGUCGCCCUCGAGGGCCAAGAGGUGCAGAGAAAGGUGAAAAGGCCGAGGCCGUGCUGUUUUAACUGCUGCUCUGAGGACCACCAGCUGCGAGACUGUCCAGAGCCCAAAGAUAUGACUCGUAUCAGUGAAAAGAGGAAGGAGUUUUCGCAGAACACCAGUCAGAGCAGCCAGCGCUACCACGCAGAAGAGGUGGAGGAGCGCUUUGCACAGUACAAGCCAGGAGUAUUGAGUCAAGAGCUCCUCGGUGCUCUGGGGAUCACUACGAACACUCUUCCUCCGUUCAUCUAUCGCAUGAGGGAGCUGGGUUACCCGCCGGGCUGGCUGAAAGAAGCCGAGACGGAGAACUCCGGCCUGACGCUGUACGAUGGAUCGAACGAUGGAGAUGAAAGUAACCACAGCCAAAAGAUCUCUUACGAUGUCUCAAAGCUGGUUGACUUCCCUGGCUUCAACUGUUCUGCAGCACCCAGCGUGAGAGAUGACUACAGGUCUUUCGGCUCUAUUCCAAUGCAGCCUCAGCAGUGGAAGCAAAAUUUCGCUGCUUUUUUAAGCAGUAACUUUCCAACGGGCUCCAGCUGCAGUAAGAGGCGUCAUGAGUCUGGAUCCACGGCCCAGGAGACAAAGAAACGCAGAUCAGAUCCGGACCCCCACGAGUCUGAUAUGGAGACAGAGUCAGAACAUGUCAUGUCUCGGGUUAGAUCCGAUGGUUUCCAGUUCCACCCUCCGCUCCCUCCCGGCUCCGCCUCCUCAUCUGCGGCUCCUCCUCUCCCGCCGGGAACACCUCCGUCCACACCACCCGUCCCCAAGGGCACUCCACCGCCGACUCCUCCCACACACGGUUCCCCGUCCACUCACGCGCGAGGCUUGCCCGAGGGGGAGGAGUCUGAGGACGGGCUGAGUCUGGAGGAGCUGGAGCAGCAGCAGAGGCUUCUUUGGGCAGCCCUGGAGAAGACAGACACCACGACCAGCAGCGACUCUGAGACCCCCGUCCCAAGCUCCCCCAGUGUGGUCACGUCCCUGAGACUCGACUCGGAGGAGGACGCGGAAAAGACAGAGGACUCGAGCCAUGCGUGUGAAGUCGAGAGCACGCCUUCUUCACCUAACGUUUGUGAGGAGGAGAGGAUGGAUGAACGGGAAAAACACGCCAUCGACGUGCAAGCAGAGAUGAGUGACAUCACCGUCCUGGAUGAAGUUCACCAGGAAGACAGUAAUCAUGAAGCAACAAAUGGAGCUCCGGACUCUCCUCAGAUAAACACGCGAGAGGAGGAGCCCGCCAUCAAUAAAGUCACGCUCGUCCCACACCGGAGCAGGUUCGCUGCGGGAAUUAUUCCGUUUGAGGACACGCCUGAGUUUACGGAGGUGGCUGAAGCUACGGGGGUCUACCUCAAGAUUCGAGAUUUACUGAAAAGCUCGCCGAGAAGUCAGGCCCGGAACAAGAAAUAAUGUGUUUUUACUGUUUUCUCUAAUCACCAUCCUGUUGUAUGUCGUUUUACUUUGGUGCUUUGUAUCUUUUUUUACUUCUAUCCUGUGAUUUUUAAAAACACAAAAAGCUUUCAUUUGGUUUGUACCUGAUUAUUAACUGACUGUGGAUACUUGUGUGAUUAUUAUUAUUCAGUUUUCUGUAAUUACAGUCGUUAUUGUGAAUAUAUUUCAGAAUACGUUUCUUAAGAAUUCUCACUGAAUUAAAAGUUUUAACUUCAACUUAAAA
This is a messenger RNA of Cyprinus carpio (common carp), 2317 nucleotides long. Its product is annotated as zinc finger CCHC domain-containing protein 8-like. The record is from RefSeq and is a predicted model, not a curated record. Lineage: Eukaryota; Metazoa; Chordata; Actinopteri; Cypriniformes; Cyprinidae. Gene Ontology annotation, cellular component: catalytic step 2 spliceosome. Gene Ontology annotation, molecular function: RNA binding.